UUAAAUCCUCCCUCGUUUUCCCAAUCCCGCACUGAAAAAGGAGUCGGAAAAAAAAAAUGGGUGUAAUUCUCACAGAAUCGAAUGAUUCCUCCUCUGCUCACGACCCUCUCUUCCCAUGGCUCACGUCGAUAAAGAAGGCAUUGGAUGAAUGGUACUCAGGGAACCGCACCGGUGCAGAUCUCGACAAUCUUUUAUCAGAUUGUAUCUCUACUUUCAAGCACAAUGCCAAGUACCGAAACGACCUCAGAUUUCUCAAGAUUUGGUUCAUUUAUUUGGAAGGUAGUAAAGAUUUCGAAAGUGUUUUUAGAGAAAUAGAGGAGAAUGAGAUUUGUAUUGGACAUUCUCUACUUUAUGAGUGGUAUGCAUAUUUCCUUGAAGCCAAAGGGAAGUGGAAGGAAGCACACACGGUUUAUCAGAUUGGUAUUUCAAGGAAAGCUGACCCGCUUGAGAAGCUGAAGGGGGCACAAUCCUUAUUUGUUAAAAGAAUGUCUGAUAGGCUUAAUGGUUCCUCAUUUGGGAAGAUUGACGGGAGUGAACCAGCUGAGUUUGGAAAAAAAUUUAUUAAUCCAUGGUCCACCUUCACGAUAGAAGAGCUUUCAAAGAAGAUACAUCCUCAAAUUACAAAAUAUGAUGGAUACCACCUGAGUAAGAAAGUUUACUCUGGAAAAGUAGCCUUAUCUUCUUUGAAAAAAUCAUCGAGGAAUAAAAUUAUUGAGAUAGGUGGAAAGAAGUAUCAGAUCAAGGGGUGUGCUGGUCAGGGUGGCUUUGCUCAAGUAUUUAAAGCAUACAUUGAUAGCAAUCCUGAUGAUGUUGUUGCAUUAAAGAUACAAAAGCCUGCUUUCCCUUGGGAAUUCUACAUGUACCGUCAACUUGACGAACGCAUCUUAGACAAACAGAGAUCAAACUUUGGUUCUGCUCAGAAAAUUCAUAUCUAUUCCGACUGUAGCAUACUUGUGUGUGACUAUCUAUCUCACGGGACACUUCAGGAUGCGAUUAAUUCUUAUGUGGUUACUGGCAAGUCCAUGGAGGAGGUAUUAUGUAUUUAUUACACUACAGAGAUGCUUUACAUGUUGGAAACUUUGCAUAGGGUUGGCAUCAUUCAUGGCGAUUUCAAGCCUGAUAAUCUUCUGAUUCGCUAUUCUAAGGAUGACCUCUCAGAAGAUGGCUUUAAAGAUCGAACUGGCCCUUGGCAUGAUCAGGGUCUUUGCCUUGUUGACUGGGGGAGGGGGAUAGACCUGCAUCUUUUUCCAGACAACACAGAAUUUACAGGUGAUUGUCGAACUUCUGGCUUUCGUUGUAUUCAAAUGCAGGAGAAAAAACCAUGGACCUUCCAGGUGGACACAUAUGGCCUGUGUGUUGUUGUCCAUAUGAUGCUGCAUAAUACUUACAUGGAAAUUGAAAAGAAAGCCUCAGAUGAUGAUUACAUUUAUCUGCCAAAAUCAUCUUUUAAAAGAUACUGGAACGUCAACCUAUGGAAGGAUCUCUUUACAAAGCUGCUUAAUGUUAGCCCAGGCAACAAUGAUGCAGAGUUGUUGCAGAGCUUGAGGAAGUCAUUCCUAGAAUACAUGUGCGAUAACCCCCCGCUUGUAAACAAACUAAAGGAGUUGCUAGUGAAACAAAGGGCUUCCUUGUGUUGUGCUUAAUGCACCUUGGAUCAUUCCUGCAGAAGUUUCGUAACAACAGUCUCGUACUCUUGGAAUGCAUAUCAAAAUUGCAACCAAAAACAGCUUAAAAUGGUGAAAUCUCUCUUGAUUUCACUGAGAGAGGAUAUGUGUACAGCCAUGAAUUCUACUGUCAGUUUCUUGUUGUAUUACUGCAUUUUGCUGGUAUGCUGGUACAAUUUUCAGCCUGUUGGAUAUUCCAUUGUAAAAGAACUUGAUGUAGAAGUUCAAUGAUGUCUGAACCCACGCAUGUUAAGCUAUCCACCUGAAAUUUAUAAGUCUGAAAGGCUACUCUGUCCUUAUGUUUUUCAA
Theobroma cacao (cacao) is the source of this 1973-nucleotide messenger RNA. RefSeq names its product protein kinase and Mad3-BUB1-I domain-containing protein. Gene Ontology annotation, molecular function: protein kinase activity; ATP binding. The record is from RefSeq and is a predicted model, not a curated record. NCBI's taxonomy places the organism in Eukaryota, Viridiplantae, Streptophyta, Magnoliopsida, Malvales, Malvaceae. Gene Ontology annotation, biological process: mitotic spindle assembly checkpoint signaling; protein phosphorylation; meiotic sister chromatid cohesion, centromeric.